AUGAGGCACAAAUUCCUUUUUUGUUAUCUUUGUAGUGAUUGGUUGGAGGAUGGUCUGCGUGUGUAUGAAGUAGAAAGUACAACUCAUACAAGACGUAAGUUUCGCCAAGUUGCCAGGGAGACCUGUGGUGAAUCAAUGGAGCCACCAGCUGACAACUUGAUAUUGUUUGGAGAGAUUUCAGGAAAUAGAGGCCAGUUUAUUACCCAACUACUUUUUUUUAGCAAUGAUAACAUUUUUCAUUUGAAGGGGAGAAUUUUAUGAGUGCUUAUUUACUCCAAAUUGCAUGAGAAAAAUCAUGUGAUUACUUAUUAAUAAUAUUCAUGAAAAAAUUGCCAGACAGCUUUAAAAUCUCUUUAAUAGGGAGUCAAGCCGCAUAAACUAUGUGCAAAAAUAAAUUAUUCAAAUGCAGCAAAUAUCAUUACACGUGCAGUCAAAACAACAUUUUCUCGGUGUUUUUAAAGUUUCAAGCUGCAGAAACGGGCUGAACAGUUCAUGGAAUUGUUCAAUCUGUUUGAAUUAAAGAUUCUGGGUUCUUACCUCGAGUUUUCCGCUCUUCCAGAAUUUUUUCUUCCUCCUCUGAUACUUGCCGAGCUUUGUUUGGGCGCUUACCACGGCGAGCCAAGCGAAGCUCUUUCGCUUUGUCCUCCAACACCUCUUUGGACGAACUAAAUUCUCGAUCACGUACAAUGGACAGGGUGCAGCCUUUGUUCUUUAAGUGUCUAUAAGUGUUAAGCACAGCUGGCUCAUAAUUUUCUAUUUCAUCAGUAAUUUCCUUAUCUACGCACCAAUCCUUCCAAACAGAGAGCCAAAAACGAGUGGUUUUCACAGUGUUUUCGUUUUUAGAGCAGUUUUUCAGCUCCUCUACAGUUGUUUCGGUCGCAGAAGCAAAUGUGCUGCAAACGCCAACCAUUGCGGUUUUUGCUCAAAACUGGUCCGGAGCAGAUCCAAAUUUUGCGCCAUUUAGAUGGCGUAUUUGAUUGGCUCUCAGUGAGUUCCUUUGUUUAUUAGCUAAUCAGAAUGUCACGUUUGUUACUCUUUUCUGUACUAAAUUACCUUUUUUCCUCUUAGCCAAUCACAAUCAAGAAAUUUUUUCAUGUAUAUUAUUAGUAACGUUAUGCUGCUGUUCAAGGUACAUAAUAGAAAUAUAGAGGGGGAGGAGAAGGAGAGAUGAAGAUUGUUUUGCUCCCUAAAAUUACCCUAUGAAUGUUGUUGUGAAAGAAAAGGAAAAAAUUGAUGAUGCUACAUUCUAUUACAUUGUGGGUGGCCUGUUAUUUGCCAAAAGUGGGGUAAUUAGCCUGUUCUCGGCAUUCAUUUAGUGGAGAGUGCCGUGAAGUGGGAAACUGAGAAAGAAAGAAUGCUUGUGGGAUCUGCAUUCAAAAGCUCAUUUGUUUCAGUUUGUCUUUGCAGUUCCCUAAAAAUUAAUGAUUUUAUUGGACAAUCCUGCUCCACCCUUUACUUGGUAGUUGUCAAGCGAAAUCAGUAAGGAACCUGGGAACUACUAACAUUGGAAGAAGGGUGGCAGAUUUUUUUAAUUUAAGCAACCACGGACAGGGACGGCAACGGGAACAUUAAAAAAUGCUGAACUCUUUCUAAAGGGACUAAUUUAUUGUCGGUGAUUUCUCAGUUUUUCUUCUUGCUUUGCUGUCCCAUGACAAUUUACACUCAUUGCUGGAGGUAGGAUGAAAAGUCUUUUUACCGGAAUUGAAUCCUCUAGUCAUACAGCAGUCUCCUUUGGCCAAUAAAUUUUUUGACUAAUGUCUUUAUUUUAUCUGUGUAAUUAUUGUUACUGUAAUUUUUUUUUUUCAAAUCCAUCACUUGGAACCUUCUCCAGCAGUUAUCUGUUUGCAUGAUUUAAUUCGUCUUGCAUUUCCUGAUUCUGUUCUAGGGCUGCUCGCAGAAGAUGGGGUCUAGUGGUGUCUAUUCUUGUAUUUUGGUUGUGAUGGCCUGACAUAGAUUUUGUACCAAACCUUAUUUUGAGUAUAUUUUUGGUUUUAGAUCCAGUUGUGUGUGUAGUUUGUGCAAAACUUGCCAGGAAUGAUGUGGAGGACAUAACCAACUCAGAUUACUACCACUGGGUCAAUUUUCUUUUUGUCAAAGGUGACUACCAAGUAAGAACUUUAGGUUGUAAUUGUAAAAAGUAA
This is a messenger RNA of Porites lobata, 2141 nucleotides long. The record is from the annotation of a GenBank genome assembly. Lineage: Eukaryota; Metazoa; Cnidaria; Anthozoa; Scleractinia; Poritidae.